AUGAUUGACCAAAUUAUAGUCAAUUUACUCCGGAAAACGUUGGAAACACAAACACCAAAAUUUUCUGGUAGCAAAGAGGAAAAUGUUACCGAUUGGGUGAAGACGGUAAAAGUUGAAUUCAAGUUGGCUAACUGUCCAGAUCAUGAAAAAUUAGAUAGGAUUCCAAUAUUUUUAUGCGGAGAAGCAUCAACAUGGUAUUUUGAGAAUAUAGCUAAAAUACAUUCAUCGGAGACAAUUACGGAAGAAUUAGAGAAAAAAUAUUCAUUAGUCGAAAAACAACAUCCAAGUGAUUCAGCUGAAGUUACCCGCAUUCACUCAUAUUUAUUUCAUCAACACUAUCAAGUACAUUAUGAUCAACACACGUCAAUACCAUCGACAAUUACGCCGACAUUACUGGAGUAUGGAGAAUUAGAAUGGCCAGAACAAGGUGAAACAUGGACUGAUUAUGAGAUAAAAGAACAACGAGAAAGAUUUCAAAAAACACCAAUAAAUGAGUGUGAUAUAUUAAGUGGUGGUAAAUAA
This is a messenger RNA of Didymodactylos carnosus, 522 nucleotides long. The record is from the annotation of a GenBank genome assembly. NCBI's taxonomy places the organism in Eukaryota, Metazoa, Rotifera, Eurotatoria, Philodinida, Philodinidae.